Guyanagaster necrorhizus is the source of this 875-nucleotide messenger RNA. RefSeq lists its product as uncharacterized. The record is from RefSeq and is a predicted model, not a curated record. The transcript has 2 exons. NCBI's taxonomy places the organism in Eukaryota, Fungi, Basidiomycota, Agaricomycetes, Agaricales, Physalacriaceae. Bases 372 to 875 code for a protein of 167 amino acids.
GUUCCUGAAUGGCCACCUGCAAUCCUCGUGGCUCUAAAUUUGAAGUUUCAAUUUGUAUCCGCGGAUGCUUUCUUCAAACCGUGUCUGAAGAGAAGAAAAUGGCUUCUCGACACCCGACUUGGAGAUAAUUUACAGUUAAGUUUACAGCCGCCAAAAAUGAUAUGAAUACAACAGGAUCGGGUCCACCAGGCCACGCCCUCGAGAUCGUACCUCCUCACCAAAUGGUGAUCUCAUCAGCAGAGCGCGCCAGACGUCGUGAGGUUCCGGGGUUGUUCCGAACCAGCUAGGCCGAAGAGCCGGUAGGUUCACCCACCACGACAUCACCUGGUCGAUAUGGCUGAACCUUUCACAACGUCCUUGCCAAGCCUCACAUGAGACUGCCGAUCCUGACUGUCUGCCAGAAUACUCAUCCCACCCCUGUAGAACCAGCGACAUGCUUACGCAUGGCGAAAGAACGUGUGGUCGCGGGUGUCCACGCUUCGUGUGUCUACAUACCCUCCUGGUAUCGUACAGCCUCUCACAGUUUUGAUUUUUGGUUGACUGGUUUGAUCGGUCUGAGUCAUGCUCAACCAGACUACUACCACCGCCAGGCUAUGUUCUCCGACGCCCCACAUCAUAGAUCUGUCUACGGCUACUACGAUGAGCUCGUAGAAGCCGAAAAACCAUCCUACCAAGACACACAGACUACCAUCGCUACCGCGCAUUGGGUCCAGGAGGAGUUGAAGGAGCUGCAUCAGGAAACAGCGUCGUUGACGUUGCAUUAUUGGUUUUCUGUGAUAGGCGAUACAUUCCUCUGCCAGUACAGCACGAACGCCAAAGUCUCUACCACCGCGCCCCAUUCCAUCCGCUAUUGCCCUCCGCAAUGUCGCAAGUGA